CAUCAGUGUAAGUGUGAUGCACCCAAACCCUCAUCAGCAAGCACGCUCAGUGUCAUUUCGAGAAAGCGUAAUGGCAAUACUGUCUGUAGUGAACCUCUAAAACCCGGGAAAAUUACUAUAAAACCUUCGUCCCCGUUUUGUGCUUUCUUUCUUUGGCGGCUCUCUCAUUUUUUUUUGCGUUUUUCGCUGGAACCCUAAAAUUUCCAUCGGGGUGUGAAGAGUCGUGGAUAUCUAUUAGAUUGCGGUGUUUGAGCGUGGAGGAGACGGCAAUGGAGGCCUCGGUAGGACAAAAGCUGGAGCAAGAGUUCACUUUGGCCUCAGUCUCCGACAUCGCUUCUUCUUCUUCGGCUUCCGUGGUGUCUCCAUCUGCACCGGUGAUUGCUAGGUUUAGCUCCGAUUCUGGAGUCUCGCAGCUACGGUUUGGUUCAGAUUCUGAGGCCAUUGAUGCCGUGAAUGUCAAUCUUAGAACUGCAAAGCUCUUCAAGUUAGGCUCGAUUCAAUCAGUUUGCAUAGCUGAAGGUUCUGAGAUAACUAAAGAGCUUUUGGACCAGGAAUCAUAUUCAAGGGGAUUCAAUAUAUGCUUUAGAAAUAUAGAGGAAAGCAUGGCGUUCCAUGCUGCUUUUGAGCAAUGGAAGACUGAACCUGUACAAGAAAUGCGCUUGCCAAAUGGAGCACUUUCCACUUCCAAAAGCAAGUUUGAUGAUAAAAUUGAGUCAUCUUCUGCGAAGAUGUAUUUCCAUUAUUAUGGACAGCUGCUGCACCAGCAGAAUAUGUUACAGGAUUAUGUGAGGACAGGAACCUAUUAUGCUGCAGUGAUUGAGAAUCGUGCAGAUUUUGCGGGGCGUGUAGUGGUUGAUGUUGGUGCCGGCAGUGGAAUUUUGUCUUUGUUUGCUGCCCAGGCUGGCGCCAAGCAUGUAUAUGCUGUGGAAGCAUCAGAAAUGACAGAAUAUGCCCGGAAACUUAUCGAAGGGAACCCAUCACUGGGUCAACGAAUUACGGUGAUCAAAGGCAAGGUUGAGGAAGUUCAAUUGCCAGAGAAAGCAGAUAUUAUGAUCUCUGAACCAAUGGGCACCCUGCUAGUCAAUGAAAGAAUGCUGGAGUCCUAUGUAAUUGCAAGAGAUCGGUUUCUUGUCCCAAAUGGAAAAAUGUUUCCUACGAUAGGAAGGAUACAUAUGGCACCUUUCAGUGAUGAAUAUUUGUUUGUUGAAAUUGCGAAUAAGGCCCUCUUUUGGCAGCAAGAGAACUAUUAUGGAGUUGAUUUGACACCCCUACAUGGACAAGCAUUCCAGGGAUACUUUUCUCAGCCUGUUGUAGAUGCCUUUGAUCCACGAUUAUUGGUUGCACCUGCAAUGCACCAUGUUAUAGAUUUCACUCAAGUUAAGGAAGAAGAUUUGUUUGAGAUUGAUAUUCCACUAAAAUUUGUAGCCUCUGUUGGCACCAGAGUGCACGGAUUAGCAUGUUGGUUUGAUGUAUUAUUUAACGGAAGUACUGUACAGCGAUGGCUUACAACUGCCCCUGGUGCGCCUACUACGCACUGGUACCAACUACGUUGCGUCCUGUCUCAACCGCUAUAUGUUAUGGCAGGACAAGAAAUUACUGGCCACCUCCAUAUGAUUGCACACAGCGCUCAAAGUUACACCAUAUAUUUGACGUUAUCAACUAAAAUGUGGGGUCCUGGUGCCGAACAAGGAGGGGUGUUUCAGUCAUCAGCAUGCAAAGUUGAUCUUAAAGAACCAUAUUAUAGAAUGUCUCAACCACAACCGUAUCCGCUGGUGCAAGAUCAGCAACCACAUCAGCUAAUACAGCCACAGGACAUAAAUAUUCAAUCUGAUAUUCUCCAAUCCGAGGACUUAGAAGACCGUGAAUUACUUCGGCAACAAACACUCAGUUGAGGUGCUCAUCGCCGAUAUGUUCAACCACGGGAGGCGUUUGAAUUUACAGCUGUAAAAGGGAAAUUCUUUGAGGUGAGCACAAAGCAUCUUGUAACCUAAAAGUACUUGCCCUGUGAGGGGCUUCGGCAUUGGUUCUGGCUAUUUAUUUGUAUAAUAGAUUGAGAUUAUGCAACCCUAAAUUUAGAUCUUCCUAUUCAAUCAUGAGCUUCUAAUAAUAUCAUCUGCUUGUCGAUCAAA
This is a messenger RNA of Tripterygium wilfordii, 2129 nucleotides long. RefSeq names its product probable histone-arginine methyltransferase 1.3. The transcript has 15 exons. Bases 270 to 1892 code for a protein of 540 amino acids. The record is from RefSeq and is a predicted model, not a curated record. Gene Ontology annotation, molecular function: protein-arginine N-methyltransferase activity. Gene Ontology annotation, biological process: peptidyl-arginine methylation. Lineage: Eukaryota; Viridiplantae; Streptophyta; Magnoliopsida; Celastrales; Celastraceae.